Messenger RNA from Melanotaenia boesemani (Boeseman's rainbowfish), 3932 nucleotides. RefSeq names its product erythrocyte membrane protein band 4.1 like 4B (gene epb41l4b). Lineage: Eukaryota; Metazoa; Chordata; Actinopteri; Atheriniformes; Melanotaeniidae. Gene Ontology annotation, molecular function: cytoskeletal protein binding. Bases 640 to 2976 code for a protein of 778 amino acids. Gene Ontology annotation, cellular component: cytoskeleton. The record is from RefSeq and is a predicted model, not a curated record. The transcript is spliced from 23 exons.
CGGGAGGAACAGAAGUUUGUUCUGCGCUGUUUUUACGCAGGCGCAGAUUAUGCUGUUUGUCCAGUUUCGCUGGUUGACUUUUACCUGUGAGGUAGACUAAUAGUUUCGGUUCUCCGGUGGGAAUAAAAAGCAACAACCACCGAAGUCCGGUCCGGUCCAGAGGUGGUAAGAUAUCCCCCCUCCCUCGCCGACCCCGUGUGACUCAGGGUUCCUACUGCGGAGCGUCGGACGGGAUUUCUCCGGGAUUUUAGAGUCGGUGCGCAACAGCGAGCGAAGCAGGAGGCAGGUGCACGAGAGAGGACAGGACAGGGGAGGAGGAGGGUUGCUUGUAUUUCCGUGACAGUCCUGCCAUCAUACCGGACCGAAUGACUGGAAAUCAACUGGUUGGCGCCUCGGUAGUCGAUCUGUGUUAGUUUCAUUAGUAUGCGGCCGGAGUCCCCCGCUGCUGCUGACAUCCAGCCCGAGGACUGAUCGGCAGCCCUGAAGUCUCAUUCGUGCCUGCUGAGUGACUCCUCGCCCCGGGGAGGACGAGGAGGAGGAGGCGGCGGCGACAGCAGCAGCACCCCAGCUGCCGCGGCUGUUCUGUGUAGCAGUUCUGACGGACACAACACGGACCUCCUCGCCUUGUGGAUCAGAAAGAUGAUGGGCUUUUUGCGCCGGACAUUCAGCCGUCGGUCCCGCAGCCGCUUCCAGACGAGAGAGAGAGAUGAGCGGGACGGUAAAGGGGGAGCAGGAAGUGGGGGGGGAGGAGUAGGGGGGGUGACCGGGAACCCUCUGCUCCUGCCCCAUCAGCAGCAGGUCGUCCACGCACCCGCUGUGGUGACCGGAGGAGCACCGGUCCACAUCCCGGCGGCCGGGACGGCCAGGACCACCAUCACCUGCCGCGUCCUGCUGCUGGACGGCUCGGAUGUCAACGUGGAUUUGCCUAGCAAAUCCAAAGGUCAGGACCUUUUUGAUCAGAUCAUGUAUCACAUUGAUCUGGUUGAGACAGACUACUUUGGAUUACAGUUCAUGGACACAGAUCAAGUUUCACACUGGCUGGAUAUGACCAAACCUAUAAAGAAACAGAUCAGAGACGGCCAGCCUUACAGACUCUUCUUCAGAGUGAAGUUUUACUCUUCAGAGCCAAAUAACCUGCGUGAGGAAUUUACACGGUAUCUGUUUGUGCUGCAGCUUCGACAAGACAUUUUGUCUGGCAAGUUAAAAUGUCCGUAUGAUGUGUCUGUGGAGCUGGCGGCUUAUUGUUUACAAAGUGAGCUGGGGGACUGCGACCCCUUGGAACACUCUCCUGAGCUGGUGUCAGAGUUUCGUUUCACCCCCAAACAGAGCGAGGCCAUGGAGGCAGACAUCUUCGGCAGGUGGCUGGAGCUCAGGGGAAAGAGUCCGUCUCAAGCAGAGAUUUCUUUUCUCAACAAAUGCAAGUGGCUGGAACUUUACGGCGUAGAUAUGCACUUUGUCAAGGGCAGAGAUGGAGGAGAAUAUGCACUGGGUCUCACUCCAACUGGCAUCUUGGUCUUUGAAGGCUCCAACAAAAUUGGCCUUUUCUUUUGGCCCAAAAUCACACGAUUAGAUUUCAGAAAGAGUCGCCUCACGUUGGUGGUGGUGGAGGACGAUGAUCAGGGUCGUGAGCAGGAGCACACGUUUGUGUUCCAGCUAGCCAGCGCCAAGAGCUGCAAACACCUGUGGAAGUGCGCUGUGGAAAGCCAUGCCUUCUUCCGUCUGCGCCAGCCAACCACAGGAAAAGCCAGCCACAGCGAGUUCACACGACUGGGGUCCCGCUUCAGAUUCAGUGGAAAGACUGAGUAUCAGGCCACUCAUGGAGGCAGACUGAGGCGAGCCAGCACAUUUGAGAGAAUGCCGAGCAAACGGUACCCCUCCCGCACACAAUCACUGGGCAAAGUUUCCAUUUCUCCAGCCAAGCCUCAACAUAUCAGCUCUCAUGCCAGCCCUGAUCCCAGCCUGCAUGCGUACCAGCACAACAUUCCUAUCAGUCACGAGGCGUGGCAUCUGCCCCACUCUGCACUCUCACCCCCAGUAUACCUGCACCCCUCCGGCCACACGCCAUCGCACAGUUUCCCGCUGAGUGGUCCUGCUACAGACCAUCAGUACAGCUCAUCAGAGAAUGAGAAUUCAUACUCUGGCAAGACCCACCAUCAUCACCGCCGCCACACUCACAGCCAGGACACUCUCUGCCACACACACACCAAGAAUAAACGCAGAGCUCCUCCCUGCCCUGCAGAUGAGUUGGACAUCUCUCAGUCUCUGCUUAAAGCUCUGGAGUCAGAAAGUGAUUCUCCUCCAUGGCCCUCACUCCAUGUCAACAUUGACAACAAGGGAGAGGAGAAGCAAUUGUCUGAAAAGUCUCUGCACCCUCCUGCUUCCCCAGCAAUGCUCCCUGACCACCUCAAAUGCAAUAUCCUCAAGGCACAGAUGGAAGCAGCUUUCAGGAAGGAUGCCCCAACUACGCCUAGAGGGAAGAAUUCAAAUGAGACCCUCAGUGACAGGUGUAAGAGCUCAUCCCAAGACUCAGCUGCAUCAAGUCUGACAACAGAUAAGACACCCCACAGGCAGGACUGCAAUUCAACACAAGAGGAACUGCAAGCCAAGGCAAAUCCAAGCUCCAACCGCAGGAAACGCCUCGUCCGACAGUUCAGCUUUAACCAUGAAGAUGAAGAUAAUCUGCCAGAAGCACUUGCAGCGAUUUCCUCUCAGAGAGCAGGCAAGUUAGGAUCUAGCAGCUCAUUGGACAAACAGAUACAGCCAUCUAUAUACCCACAGGUGGAUAAUAUGCCAGCACUGGAGCUGGGUAGUCCAUGCUGUCCCUCUCCUUCGCCUUCCCCUCACCUUUCCCCUUCUUACUACCGUAGCUCCAUUCCUCACCUCGUCCCUUACCUCGCUGCCCAUAACGAAAGCGGAGAGGAAAUCAGGCUGGACAGAGAGAAGAUCAUGAGAGCCCUGCUGAUGACCGAACUCUGAGACCUUGACCCUUGAACUCUGUGACCUCACUGACAUCGGAAGCAAAAGAGGAGGACGCUAAAACAAAGUCCAAAAUUCACUGACAUCAACCAAUAUUUAUAUAUUUGCACGACAUUAAGUAGUUAUAAAUACAUAUUUGCCCAAUGACAACAGUCAUAUUUGCCUCAUUGUUAUAGAGGGAUCUGAAACUGUAAAAAGUGAAAUGGAAUCAAGGAGACUUCUUCAUUGCAGACAAACUGCAGAUGUGCUGCUGCAGCCUGCAUGAUAAAUAUUUUACCUAAAUGAUUAUACGAUUUCAUUUGGGGUUAUCUUUAGGUUUUAUGUGAUUUCACUAUCAUUGUGUCCACGUUGAUGCUUAAACUGUGUUUCAGACAAUGACUGUUGAAGCACUGAUCAGGACAUAAGAGAAAAUGACUAUCAAAUCAGUUUGUUCAAAGUGUAAAUAGACAUUGUAAUUAAUGUACUGACAACAAAACAGGCAUUGUAAAUGCUUACUUCCGUACUAUAUGUAUUCUGAGAUAUUCAAUUUUACAUGCUGAAAACAUUUGCAGCAUUUGUGGUUUUAAAAACAAGCAUCCUGAAGUGAGCGAGUUGACAGUGUAAAGUGCUGAGAGUGGAUUAUGCUGCAAAACUGUGCAGCUGUGUAAAUGUCUACCUGCCCACUAGAAGGAGACAAAUCAAAGCUACUGUGUUACAGGCUGUCAUGAAGGAGCAGGAUCACUUUGCUAUUUUUUUACAUGCAGUUUUCAUUGCAGGUCAAAUGCAAAUCUGGUCUGAGAAAGCAUGUUCUUGGAAAUAAAGUGUUAGUAAGCAUAAGAGCAAAUGCUCCAGUACUUUAUUACUGACCUUGUUUGUCACAACUGAGGCAGCAGAUGGCUUGCUGCUGUACUGUAUUACUUGACUGAGUUUUUUCUGACAACAGCUGGAUCUUAAUAAAGGCUAGAUCAUCAUUUUGA